Helobdella robusta is the source of this 1269-nucleotide messenger RNA. RefSeq lists its product as hypothetical. The coding region runs from base 1 to 1269 and encodes 422 amino acids. NCBI's taxonomy places the organism in Eukaryota, Metazoa, Annelida, Clitellata, Rhynchobdellida, Glossiphoniidae. The transcript has 4 exons. Gene Ontology annotation, biological process: chromatin remodeling. The record is from RefSeq and is a predicted model, not a curated record. Gene Ontology annotation, molecular function: catalytic activity. Gene Ontology annotation, cellular component: nucleus.
AUGGCCCUCAGUAUCCGGCAGAAGAGGGUGCGAAGAAUCUCCGGAAACCCAGUCGAUGGGGUUGUGGUGCAAGGCCCUGUGGAUGGUCUGGCUACUGGCACCCCACUCUAUAGUGUGGCGGUGCAAGGCACUAUAGAUGGAAGGACUACUUGUAGACCAAGGGGUUGGAGGUUUGGUACCUGGAAUGUAGGCACGUUGACAGGAAGAAGUUUGGAAGUGGUGGAGGAGCUGCAGAGGAGAAUGGUUGACGUGGCUGCAUUACAGGAGGUCAGAUGGAAGGGUGAGGGUACAAGGUUUGUGGGGGCUAAAGGUGGAAGAUAUAAGUUGUGGUGGAAGGGGGAUGAUGGUACGGGAGGAGUUGGUGUGAUGGUAAGAGAAGAGUUGGUGGAGAAGGUGUUGGAAGUGAGGCGGAGAAGCAAUGGGGUAAUUGUGGUGGUGAUGGUGUUUGGAAAAGUAAUAGUGAGGGUGAUAUCAGGAUAUGCUCCGCAACAAAGUAGGAAGGAAGAGGAGAAGGAUAGGUUUUAUGAUGAUGUUUCUGACGAGAUUGGGCAAGCGGGGUUGAAUGAGUUUGUGGUGUUGUUGGGUGAUUUGAAUGGUCAUGUGGGGGCGGAUGCAGACGGAUAUGAAGGUGUGCAUGGGGGAUGGGGAUAUGGUAUACGGAAUGAGGAAGGGCGUAGAGUGUUGGAGUUAGCGGAUGCACACAGCAUGGUGGUGGGGAACACUUGGUUCACAAGGGAACCAGCGCGAUUGAUUACUUAUAGGUCAGGGGAAAAUAGAUCGAUGAUCGACUAUAUAUUGGUAAGGGCCAAACAUAGGAAGUAUGUGAAGAAUGUGAAGGCGAUACCUGCGAAAAAAUCAAUUUGCGUGGCUGAUGGUCCACUUUUGUAUGUUAUGAGAUGUUCCAACCUCUUUUUAAAAUAUGUGUUCGGUAAAGAAAAACCCGUGACUUUCACAAAACUCAAGGAUGCGGUUGCCAUCUCCAUUCCGUUCUCCAUAGCCAAAACCGCCAUGCACGUUAUCAAAACCAUCUUUUUUCUCUCCAACGUGGCCAUUGAGAUCGCCUCCAAUCAGGAUUGUUUCGGAUUUUGGUAUUACACCUCCUUUUUAAGACCUGAUUUCUAUGACAUUUUCAAAGUCGUUAAUAGGGAGUACCACUGUAUAUAUAUUCCUCUGUUCAAAACAUCUCAUUUUGGCGCAAAAAUGCUUCUUGUGAUAGUCAUGACAUGGAAAUCAUUGUCACAUGAUCUAAAAGUAGGUUCGACGUGGUGA